This is a messenger RNA of Ceraceosorus guamensis, 904 nucleotides long. RefSeq names its product NADH dehydrogenase, alpha subcomplex, subunit 8. The transcript has 4 exons. Lineage: Eukaryota; Fungi; Basidiomycota; Exobasidiomycetes; Ceraceosorales; Ceraceosoraceae. The coding region runs from base 274 to 741 and encodes 155 amino acids. Gene Ontology annotation, biological process: mitochondrial electron transport, NADH to ubiquinone. The record is from RefSeq and is a predicted model, not a curated record.
CACACGCACACGCACACGCACACGCGCACACAGUCAUGAGAUGUGAGUACGCACAGGGCGCGCCGCUCAUCCUACCACAGAGAAGGCAUUACUCCACUCCACUGUCACCGGCACGGCUAGAUCUUCCUGACGUAGGUACCGGUAGGGCUCAUUCACACACUCAACAGCCUAGAGCCGACCUCCUCUUGAAGCGCACAGAGGCAUUGGUCCAUUCAGCAACCAGUAGCUCGUCCUCCUAAUCGCUUGCAGAUCCCAUCGAGACGCUGCUUCGCAAUGGCCACGCACAGAGAGGCCAUCUUCCUUUCCACUCCCUAUAGGGAACCAGCGCCGGCACCAUCUUCCGAACCAAAGGUGGAAGAGGUGGGAACGACUUCAGCACCUCUGAAGAGCAUCGCCUUCUUCCUCGGUCAACAUUGCAAGAAUGUGAACGAGGAUUUCAUCCUCUGCAAGAAUGAGGAUAGGGAUCCCAAACAUUGUUUGAAGGAGGGCAGGAGAGUCACUAGGUGCACCCAGGACUUGUUGGCCAAGAUGGGACAGGCGUGCGGCAAGGAGUGGGAUGCUCAUUGGCAAUGUCUGGAGAACGAGAACCAUGAACUGUACAGAUGCCGCAAAGCAGAACGACCAUUGAAUAAAUGUGCUUUCGACAAGCUGAAAUUGUCAAAGAACAUUCCCGGGUCGCCCGAGGGUCAGCCGCAAAUUCACGAAAAGACGAACCCCAUCUUGACUGGCUCCCAACGCUGAUCUGCCCAGGCUCAUGGUCGGCGGCCAAGGGGCGGCGUUCGUUCGCUUUGCACGACUCGAGACCGAGUCGACUGCAUCUUCUGAUGUAUGCUCGAUGCAGACACUUCGACUUUGACACUCAUCUGGUGACGAGAUGCAAUAGCACAACAGCAUUUAGAAUUGA